Messenger RNA from Candoia aspera, 2171 nucleotides. RefSeq names its product programmed cell death 10 (gene PDCD10). Gene Ontology annotation, cellular component: FAR/SIP/STRIPAK complex. The record is from RefSeq and is a predicted model, not a curated record. Gene Ontology annotation, molecular function: protein kinase binding. Gene Ontology annotation, biological process: regulation of Golgi organization; positive regulation of MAP kinase activity. NCBI's taxonomy places the organism in Eukaryota, Metazoa, Chordata, Lepidosauria, Squamata, Candoiidae. The coding region runs from base 364 to 1002 and encodes 212 amino acids. The transcript is spliced from 9 exons.
GAUCGCCGGCUAGUUCCGGACAACGCCUGGUGUGUGGUAACAACGGUGGCAGCGGCAGUGGCUAGAGAGAGGAGGACGCUUCUUUUCCGGCACGUACUUCCGGCAGGAGCGACGGGGGAACCUGCUCGGGAGUCCUAGAGGCUUCGCGGGGCAGGUGAAAGGGAGAAGUGAGAAUUACAUUGCUAUCAUUGCUGAAGAGGCUAGAGGAUGUAACAUUCCAGUAUAUAAGAGGCUACAAAUGCCCUAGUUACAUAUUUUUACGUACUCCAAAUACCUGGCCACAACAAGGAGAAAGAAUAUAACUAUUGUUGAAUGAGGAAUUUGUUGCUUCAGUAGCCUUUUUCUUCAAGAGUGGGUCUUUGAAUGAGGAUGACAAUGGAAGAGAUGAGGAAUGAAGCAGAGACCAUUUCUAUGGUUUCCAUGCCUCUUUAUGCUGUUAUGUAUCCUGUCUUUAAUGAGUUAGAACGAGUAAAUCUAUCAGCAGCUCAAACAUUGAGAGCAGCUUUUAUUAAGGCAGAAAGGGAAAAUCCAGGUCUCACACAGGAUAUUAUCAUAAAAAUUUUGGAGAAGAAAAGCAUUGAAGUUAAUUUUACUGAAUCUCUUCUGCGCAUGGCAGCUGAUGAUGUAGAAGAGUAUAUGAUUGAAAGGCCAGAGCCAGAAUUCCAAGACCUCAAUGAAAAGGCACGAGCACUUAAACAGAUUCUCAGCAAGAUUCCGGAUGAGAUCAAUGACAGAGUGAGGUUUCUUCAGACAAUCAAGGACAUUGCCAGUGCAAUAAAGGAACUUCUCGAUACAGUAAAUAAUGUCUUCAAGAAAUACCAGUACCAGAACCGGAGGGCACUUGAACACCAAAAGAAAGAAUUUGUAAAAUACUCCAAAAGUUUCAGUGACACUUUGAAAACUUAUUUUAAAGAUGGAAAGGCAAUAAAUGUGUUCGUAAGUGCCAACCGACUAAUUCAUCAAACUAACUUGAUACUCCAGACCUUCAAAACUGUGGCCUGAAAAAAAAAAAAACUGUAUAUGUUGAGAGCUGUACUUUUCAAUGAUGGAUAGGAUACCUUUAUAUGUAAACUUUAAAGUUUUGACUGUGUAAAUUAUCAAUCCCAAUUGAAGGGACUUAAUGCAGGAUUUUGAAUGGGAUUUAUUGCCAUCUUACACCAUAUUUUUGUAAAAACAUAGCUUAAUCAUAAUCUCACAAUGAAGAUUUUGCAUCACUUUUUUGCUAUUAUCAUUCUUUUCAGAAUUAUAAGCCAAAAGAAUUUACGCCUUAAUGUGUCAUUAUGUAACAUUCCUUAUAAGAACUGUAAAUAUUUGGUGUUCUGUUUCUGACAUUUUAACUUGAAAGCGAAAAACUGCAACAGGAUUAUGUAUUUAACAAUAUUGGUGGCAAAUAUUCAAUAAAUAGUUUACAUCUGUUUAUCUGUAUAAUUUUAUCCCAUGAUGGUGUCCUUGAAGCUAAAUCAAUGGGGAGAUGUACAUAUGUCUUCAGAGUUUACAAAGAACGAUGUCCUUUUAAGAAGAUAGAAUCUUAGUCAGCAUCUUCAAAGAUUCCUGAGCAGAAAUACUCUUUAACUACUGUCUUAGAAAGCUGACCCUUUCCCUCAAAACUUGAAAAUUGUUUUUUUUUUUCCAAAUUAUUUUUAGAGUAAAUUAUUAUAUUACCAAAGAACCCAUCAUUAGAGGUGGGGUGAACUGCAGGGCAUCUUUCGGGGGUGAUGGCAUGUGUGCAGUAGUUGAUAGAUACCUUUAUAUGUGUACUCAUGCAGCAUCACUGUCAGUAAAUGUGAUACCUGGUGCCAGGGUACAGGGUUUGUUUAUUGUGCCCUAUACAACCUGAGAAAAUUACUCAGAAUUGGAAGGGUGUGAUUAAGAGAUGUAUUCCUGGGCUAUUCAGAGUCAACACAGCCUCUAUAGUAGUAUGGCCUUGGUGCACUAAUUUUAGCUACACCAGAGAUUGUGAAUUUGCUUUUGUUAAUAUAAAUAUUCUGGUGGGAAUAUCGUUAGCGUUUGACAGUGUAACAAAAGCAAAACUGGAGUUUGCCCAAAGGAACUUAAUCUAAUUUUGAUAAUGGGAACCAAUGAAGGCAAGAGAGAUGAAGAUAACAUGCAGGCUACCCUAUCACUGUGCUAGAAAUUAUAUUUAAUAAAGUAUUGCAGUUAUAUCAAUGCAA